This is a messenger RNA of Aricia agestis (brown argus), 2727 nucleotides long. RefSeq lists its product as uncharacterized. The record is from RefSeq and is a predicted model, not a curated record. Lineage: Eukaryota; Metazoa; Arthropoda; Insecta; Lepidoptera; Lycaenidae. The transcript is spliced from 4 exons. The coding region runs from base 81 to 1955 and encodes 624 amino acids. Gene Ontology annotation, biological process: carbohydrate metabolic process.
AUAUAUUUUACCCUGUAUGGAGUCACUGAGAGUUAUUAACCCAACCAAUAGUCCAAAUAUUUAUUUAAAAAAAUAUCAAUAUGAAUGAACUACCAGAACACUGUAUCAGUAAUGAUGCAGCUGAAUUGGAGAGUGAGGAAUACCUGAGGGGUGUGAAAUCAUCUACCUGUCUGCUGCUACCCACAACACCGAGCCCUUCUCCCAUGGACUUUAAGCAUCCACUAGAAGAGGAUACAAAUGAAAACAUAUUUUUGAAUUUGUGUGACAACCCUAAAAUAAUUGAUCUUCAGAAUUCGGGUUCAGCUGAGGGUAGUCAACAUGGAGAUUCAAGUUCUUCUGCAGACUCUAAUUCUGUGGUGCAGGAUCCUAUAAGUGCACAACUUAUUAACAACAUCAGCAUGUUAGAUUACCAAACACUGAGUAAAAAUGGAGAUAUUAUUAUGGGAGAGCCUGAAACCUGUAAGUUGAAUGGCAGUCUUGGUGGUGGCCAGAAACUUCCUAAUUUUGUAAACUGGAAUUGGCCUUUGAUCAGGAAAUUUCUUCUGUGGUUUGUUGUGUCCGGUCUCAUUGGAUGCUUGGCAGCAAUCAUUGCCAUGGUCAUCACAAUACCAAAGACAUGCAACCCAGAUCUUCCUUGGUACCAUGGAAAGGUAUUUUAUGAAAUCUUCCCAGCUAGCUUUAAAGAUUCAAACAAUGAUGGUAUCGGUGACUUAAAGGGUCUUAUAAAGAAACUGGAUUACGUCCAAAGUAUGGGUGGCUCGGCUAUACGUUUAAAUUACAUAUUUGAAGCAAAUAAUUAUCCGGAACAAUAUUAUAAUACUACAUCAUUGUUGAGUAUUGAUAGAAGUCUUGGUGUACUGAAAGAUUUUCAGGAUCUCGUGACUGCUGCUCACGAGAAAGACAUUUCUGUUAUUCUUGAUAUACCAGUUUUAAAUAUGGUUAAAUCUUAUGAUUCACUCGAGUCCAACUCUUCUCUGGUUUUUCCAAAAGAUGUAACUCAUGAUCUGGACCAAACCUCAGCUGCUAUUGCUUUCUGGGCUCGGGCUCAGCAUGUUGAUGGAUUCUAUUUAAAGAAUUUAGAAAAAUUUGUCAAUGAGCCAGAUUUUGGUAAAUCACUGCAAUACUGGAAGCACAUUAUUGGUGUUGGUAAAAUAUUUAUUGCUAACGAAAAAGCCCUAAAUAAUGUUAUGGAUGAUAACAAGCAAGUGUUUCUGAACAGAAUAGACCUUGUUGAUGUACACUUGGAUUUAGAAGAAGGUAUUGACGGUUUAAAGAAUCAUAUUGAUAAGGUAGUAUCCAGUACACUAUGGGAGAAGCCGUAUUAUCCUUGGGUACAUUGGAAUAUUGGCAACAUUGACACAGAGAGAAUUUCAACGAGGCAUAAAAAUAAUUCUUUGGCUUUGUUGGUAAUGGAGAUGGUUCUCCCUGGUACUGUUAGUUUGUUCUAUGGAGAUGAAAUCGGGUUGACUGGCCUUCCAGAAAAAGAAGUAGAGGGAGAUUUUCAUGAACAUAAAUAUAUACAUAACCUGGUGCCAAUGGCUUUUGCACAGAGCGAUGAGUCAGAUAAUGUUGCUAUACUACCAUGGAACUCCAAACCUGUCUCCGAGCCUGAAUUCCACUACCUCAGUAUUAUAAAAACACUGAUUGAACUAAGAGUUAAUACUCCCACAAUUUACUUGAGGGCAAUAUACAAGGACGGAAUUGUUAUGAAGAAUAUGGAAAUUCGAAAAACUGACAAGAAUUUGAUUGUCAUCGAGCGUUGGUACCCAAGGAGAAAUACAUGUGUAUUUGUAGGAAAUCUCGGCAACGUGCCAAUAACGACCGAUCUAUCGACUAUGUUUUAUGGCGGAACUGUGGUCGCUAGUACUAACACGUCAUUAAUUGGUGAGGUCAUAUACUUUGACAAAGUAACAUUCUUGCCUAACUCUGCCAUUAUUCUAAAAUUAGAAAAAUAAUAGAACAUACAUUUUUCAAUUUUAUAAUAAGAAUUAGUAUUUCAGACACCAAAACUUAAAUGCUAAUAGAAUCUCAUUUCUUUUGCCAAAGAAUUUUAUGAAAUGUUAUCAAUAGUUAUUUGUUAUUAACGUAGGUUAUGUGACUUAUGACUAGGAGGUCUAAAGGUUAGGAAUAAUUUAGAAAACAGGCAAUUAUGGGCGUUCCGCGUGGUCCUUAAAGGGGUGUAACCAUAUCUAGGGGAGGUGAAGACGGAAGACCCCUCCCCACUCCCUAGUUUGAGGCCCCAGUUUUAUUUCUCUUCAUUGUUUUGAGUCUCUAUUUAAGGGAUAAGUACAUUAACCUUAAUUAGUAGAAUAGUAUUAAUGCUGAGACAAAAAUAUAACAUGACAGUAUUUUUAUAUUUGAGUUACUAACUUGAAGUUAGUAAUUUAUAUUUUAAUGUUGAAUCUUUUUAUGAGUUCCUAUUUUAUGGUUGCUUUUGUAGUUUUUAGAUAAAUGUUAUGUUAUAUAGAUUAUAGAGUUUUUUUAUAGUACAAAAUACUAAUUUGACACAGUAUUGGGAAGUAAAGGCCAUUGAAACUUAUCGUUAGGUAUAGACUUUUAUUUAUGGACCUGCUUGGUCUACCUACCGGGGCGUUGGAAAAACUGUAUAAGUAAAUAAAACGAGAAAAUCUUGUACGAUAGUUUACUAUACAUUUGUACAUUUUGGAAUACAUUCUUAUUAUUGUUGUAUGUACAUGUUUCUUGAAGAAAUAAAUAGCUGUACCAUUA